GGAUCGUCCCGUGCGCUGGACCCACCGUUAUCCAACGAGAGAGCUCGAGCGUGAGAAACGGAGAAAAAAAGAGUGGGGGAGUGAGAGGAAAAACACACGAGGCAGGGAAAGAGAGAGAGAGAGGGAGAGAUAGAGAGAGGGAGAGAGAGAGAGAGUAAGAGACGGACAAUCGGAAAGAGGGUGGCGAGAAACGAAGCACGAGAAGAGACAAAGUUGCAGUUCAAGUGACCAUGACUACUACCAUGGCGCUCUCCGCCACCCCUCCGGUCCUCUCGCCCAGCUCUGGAGCACCUAACUCGGUGGGACUCUUCCGCACUGAACCGCUCUACACCAGCACCGCCAGUCCAUCCCUCUCACCGACCUCGCGGCUCUCCGGCGGCAUACUCGGCCCCUUCCUCCCCGGGUCCACAGCCACCUUGAGCGGCUUGGGAAACGGGAUCACCCCUCUCGGUGACGGCGGCGGAGGAGGACACGGAGGACUGAACUCAUCCGUUACCAGCGAGUGUCGGAUGGUUGAAGUUCACGGUAUCAAAGUCGCUUCUUUUAACGUGGACGGUCGGGAGUUGAUCUGUUUACCUCAGGUCUUCGACCUCUUUCUGAAACACCUGGUCGGCGGGCUCCACACCGUUUACACCAAGCUCAAACGGCUGGACAUCUGCCCGGUAGUCUGCACCGUCGAGCAGGUCCGCAUCCUUCGGGGACUCGGGGCGAUCCAACCCGGAGUAAACCGAUGUAAACUAAUCUCGAGGAAGGACUUUGAGGCGCUGUAUAGCGACUGCACCAACGCGAGGUAG
This is a messenger RNA of Osmerus eperlanus (European smelt), 794 nucleotides long. RefSeq names its product dachshund homolog 2-like. Gene Ontology annotation, cellular component: transcription regulator complex; nucleus. Gene Ontology annotation, biological process: regulation of transcription by RNA polymerase II. Gene Ontology annotation, molecular function: RNA polymerase II cis-regulatory region sequence-specific DNA binding; DNA-binding transcription factor activity, RNA polymerase II-specific. NCBI's taxonomy places the organism in Eukaryota, Metazoa, Chordata, Actinopteri, Osmeriformes, Osmeridae. The record is from RefSeq and is a predicted model, not a curated record. The transcript has a single exon. Bases 231 to 794 code for a protein of 187 amino acids.